AUUUCAAGACGCUCUAUUCAUAAAGACAAAUGACGGGGAACGUUGACAACAAUGUUGGGGAUGUCAUCCCCACAAAGCCGCAAGUGAUACAUAACAAGAUUACAGCUACAGACUAUGAACGGUUGCUCGCAGCGUGCGCAAACGACAAGGCGCGGGUGCUUGGCGGAGCCAACGAUGAUCUGUGGGCCGCAGAGAAAUACAAGCACUCGCAUGAUGCGUCAUACCACGAAGAGGCAGCUCCCGAUCUGGUGGUCUACCCUCUAACGACUGAAGAGACGUCGGCAAUCAUGGCGAUCUGUCACGAGCGUGGCUUACCGGUCACGGCUUCUGGUGCUCGGACAGGACUAGAAGGUGGGUGUAUCCCAGUUCAAGGUGGCGUGACUUUAGACCUCAGCCGAAUGAAUAAAAUACUAGAGCAUCACGAGGCCGACGCGCAGGUGACUGUACAGUGUGGAAUUAUGAAGAAGGACAUGCAGGAGUUUGCUUCCGAGAAGGGAAUGUUCUUUGCCAUGGACCCGGGAAGUGAGGCCAGUAUCGGUGGCUACGCUUCAACAGGCGCAUCCGGUACAUUGUGCACGGCCAAAUAUGGAACCAUGCGGGACAAUGUGAUUAGAAUGAGAGUUGUGCUGCCGGACGGACGGACAUUCUGGACCCGGCAGCGUGCUAUAAAGUCAUCUGCUGGAUACGAUUUAAACCACCUAUUCAUGGGUACAGAAGGGUCUCUGGGUAUUAUAACCGAGUUGUGCAUACUCUUGCACCCUAAACCAGCCUCCAUGGUCGGUGCGGUCGCUGUUUUCCCCACUCUACGUCAUGCGGCCAAGGCGGUCAUAAAAAUUCAUCACUCAAGGCCGUCCUCCUUGGCGCGUUGCGAAUUGCUGAACACCAUUGCUAUUCGGUCGGUCAAUAAUCUAUUCCCCCAGCAAUAUGAAGAGACUCCAACAAUAUUCUUUGAGUUCCACGGCACCGAUGAGGGAACAACAGCAAUAGCCCAUGCAAAAUAUAUCGAGAGUCUGUGUGAUGACGCAACUUCCUACCGCCUGGCUGAAACGGAAGAGGAGAGAGAGAAACUAUGGGAGGCACGAAGAGGUUGCUACUUUGCAUCUUUCAAGGUAUAUUCUUAG
This is a messenger RNA of Sphaeroforma arctica JP610, 1121 nucleotides long. RefSeq lists its product as hypothetical. Gene Ontology annotation, biological process: lactate catabolic process. Gene Ontology annotation, molecular function: FAD binding; D-lactate dehydrogenase (cytochrome) activity; D-lactate dehydrogenase (NAD+) activity. The transcript is spliced from 9 exons. Bases 30 to 1121 code for a protein of 363 amino acids. The record is from RefSeq and is a predicted model, not a curated record. Lineage: Eukaryota; Ichthyosporea; Ichthyophonida. Gene Ontology annotation, cellular component: mitochondrion.